AUGGCCUUGGGAAACCACAGCACCGUCAUUGAGCUCUUCCUUCUUGGGCUGCCUGUUGAUCAUCACAUCCAGGUCCUACUCUUUGUGCUUUUUCUGGCAAUUUGCCUCUUCGCUCUGUCUGGGAAUCUAUUGAUGAUCCUGUUUAUCAGGGCCAAUUCUCACCUUCACGCCCCCACGUACUUCUUCUUGAGUCACUUCUCCUUCCUGGAUCUCUGUUGCUCUUCAGUCACUGUCCCCAAGAUGCUAGAGAACAUCUUGUCUGAGAAGAAAACCAUCUCAGUGGAGGACUGUUUGACCCAGGCCUUCUUUGUGUUUGACUCUGGGGGAAGAGAGCUGUGCCUCCUUGCAGUGAUGGCUUAUGACCGCUAUGCUGCCAUCUGCUACCCUCUACUCUAUGGUCAGAUGAUGAGCAAUGAGCUGUGUGUGGGACUGGUAUGGGGAUCUUGGGGCCUGGCCUUUUUAGAUGGUUUCAUCAACACCCUCCUAGCUUGGAAUUUGGACUUCUGUGAGACUCAAGUCAUCUCCAACUUCAUUUGUGAGAUACCUUCUCUAUUCCCUCCAUCCUGUUCCAAUAGCUCUAAUAAUUUUGAGGCCUUUCUCUUCUCUGUGCUCCUGCAUGCCUUUGGGACUUUUCUCCUGGUUUUCUCUUAUGCUCGCAUUAUCUCCACCAUCCUGAGUAUCAGCUCCACCUUAGGCAGAAGCAAGGCCUUCUCUACCUGCUCCUCCCACCUCACUGCAGUAACCUUAUUUUAUGGCUCAGGCUUGCUUCGUUGUCUCAUGCCGAUCUCAGGUUCCCCAUGUGAGUUGGUUUUUUCCAUGCAGUACUGUGUGAUCACUCCCCUGGUGAAUCCCCUUGUCUACAGCCUAAAGAACAAGGAAUUAAAAGCAUCUCUAAAAAACAUGUUGCAGAAAAAUUUACAACAUCUCAGGUAG
This is a messenger RNA of Equus caballus (horse), 933 nucleotides long. Lineage: Eukaryota; Metazoa; Chordata; Mammalia; Perissodactyla; Equidae. The record is from RefSeq and is a predicted model, not a curated record.